Messenger RNA from Hyaloscypha bicolor E, 771 nucleotides. RefSeq lists its product as uncharacterized. The record is from RefSeq and is a predicted model, not a curated record. The transcript is spliced from 4 exons. Lineage: Eukaryota; Fungi; Ascomycota; Leotiomycetes; Helotiales; Hyaloscyphaceae. Gene Ontology annotation, cellular component: membrane. Bases 1 to 771 code for a protein of 256 amino acids. Gene Ontology annotation, biological process: nitrite transport; transmembrane transport. Gene Ontology annotation, molecular function: high-affinity secondary active nitrite transmembrane transporter activity.
AUGGACGCCUUCACUCCCCAACAAACUGUGGGGCUGGCCAGUCGAAUUGGCACAAAACAAGCACACUUUCGACUCGACAAACUCUUCGACUCCAUGAUGGCCGGUCCUCUCCUCGGAUUCGGUUGCGCAGUCCUGCUCUCAACCAACACAGCCCCAUGGUACCAAGAGCACGCCCCAGGCCUAAUCCGCACAGCAGGCGCUCUCAUGUUCCCCAUCGGCCUCGUCAUGAUUGUCCUCACCGGUGCCGACCUCUUCACCUCCAACAUAAUGUUCAAGACAACCGCCUACCUGCACCAACACAUCCCUAUCCUCGACGUCUUGACCUCCUGGUUUGUUUCCUUCUUCGGCAGCCUCGCCAGAAUGCUCUUCUUCGGGAGCAUAAUCAUCGGCUACGGCGACGUGCUUUCCUCCGAAGACGUGGAGGUAGGGAGUAAGAUUAUGGCGAUCUGGUUUCCUACCGCGACGUUCGUGGGGUUGGCGCUGGAUCAUGUGGUUGCGAAUAUGUUCCUUAGUCUGGUUCUGGGGAAUAUGUUUGGUGGGGGGUUGUUUGUGGGCGCUGUUUAUUGGUAUUUGUAUCUCAGCGGGGAGGGGGAUGUUGGCGCGAGUUUUGAGGUGGGGACUGUGCAGAGUGCCAUUCGGGAAGCGAGAGGCCCAAUGGGAAGGGAGAGGGGCCUCAAGGGAAGUACUAUUAUUGGUGUGCCGAGUGGUCGCGAGGGCGAGGCAAAUGAGGACGAGCUGAAGAUUGCUAGUCUGAGUAGGGGAGGGAAAUGA